AUGUUGAAGACUAAGAAUUGUUUAGCUUUACGUCAUUUCGUAAAGAAAAAUAAUAUAGUGAAACACUUAUCCACUAGAUCUUUGUUAGUUCCAUUAAAACCAACGACGCAUAGACUACAGACGAUUCGUAAAUUCGCCAGCACCACCAGAAUAAGGAAUGAAACCGAAGAGCAAUUAAACCAUAAUAACGAAAUACCAUUCGAACGGUUAUCGGAAGAAGAACAAGCAACAUUGAAAGAUGAAAGAGCAGCAGAUUCUGUCGAUGUUUGUAUUGUUGGAGGAGGACCAGCUGGCUUAGUUACUGCCAUCAAAUUAAAAUUGCUUGAUAAUGAACAGGGCACAGGUGAGUUAAGAGUGGUAGUUUUGGAAAAAGCUGGUGAUUUCGGUGCACAUAUUGUUAGUGGUGCAGUUAUAGAGCCAAAGGCAUUAAAAGAAUUAUUUCCCGAUAGCGAAUUUUUGAAUGAAGAUGGAUCAGGAAUUCCAUUGCCCGAUGAUUUAGUUACCAUGGUAGAAAGUGAUACAAUGAAAUACUUGACCAACGAAUAUGCGUAUCCAAUGCCUGAACCACCUCAGUUGGUCAACCAUGGCAAGAACUAUAUUGUUUCAUUGAAUAAUGUAGUCAAAUUUUUAGCUGAAAAAGCUGAAGAGUUGGGUGUUGAAUUAUACCCUGGAAUUUCCGUAAGCGAGGUAAUCUAUAAUGAAAAAGGUGAUGCGAUCAAGGGUGUAGCUACAAAAGAUAUGGGAAUUUCAAAAACUGGAGCUCCUAAGGAUUCAUUUGAGAGAGGUAUGGAAUUUCACGCUCGAAUGACUGUACUCGGUGAAGGUUGUCAUGGUUCCUUAACAAAAGAAGUAAUCUCCAGAUAUAACUUAAGAGAAAACAGUGAACCUCAAACCUAUGGCUUAGGAAUCAAAGAAGUCUGGGAAGUCAAGCCAGAGAAUUUUGAAAAAGGUGCAGUAGCGCAUACUAUGGGUUAUCCAUUAUCAUCAGAUGUUUAUGGCGGUGGUUUUAUGUAUCAUUUUGGUGAUGGAUUAGUUACCGUAGGUUUGGUUGUUGGAUUGGAUUAUGCUAAUCCUUAUAUUUCACCGUAUCAAGAAUUUCAGAAGAUGAAAUUACAUCCAUUUUACUCGAACGUAUUAGAGGGUGGGAAAUGUCUAUCGUAUGCAGCUAGAGCCCUUAAUGAAGGUGGAUUUCAAUCUGUUCCACAGUUAUAUUUCCCAGGUGGAAUUUUAGUUGGUUGCUCAGCUGGUUUUGUUAACGUACCAAAGAUCAAAGGUACACAUACUGCCAUGAAAUCGGGUAUUCUAGCAGCAGAAACUAUUUUCAAUGAAGUAAAAUCUUUGGAUCCAGUUGAAGAAGGAACAUUAGAUGACGCUGAACCAAUAGUAUUGAAAUCAUACGAAGAAGCAUACGAAAAAUCGUGGAUCUACGAUGAAUUAAAUGAAGUCCGUAAUGUUCGUCCUUCAUUUAACGGUCCUUUAGGAUUCUUAGGUGGUUUAAUUCAUUCGGGUCUUUCAACUAUGUUUACAAGGGGACAUGAACCAUGGACUUUAAGUCAUCAUUCUACUGAUGCUGCGGCCACAAAGGAUGCAUCUAACUAUGAACCUAUUGAAUACCCUAAGCCUGAUGGUAAAAUAACUUUUGAUCUCUUAACUUCAGUAUCAAGAACAGGUACUUACCAUGAUGAUGAUGAACAAUGUCACUUGAGGAUUCCAGAUCAAGAUUACCGUAAACAUGCAAGCAUUUCUUAUCCAAAAUUUAAGGGCGUGGAGCAAAGAUUUUGUCCUGCAGGGGUCUAUGAGUAUACAGAAGAUGAAAAUGAACCGUUAGGUGUAAAAUUCCAAAUCAACAGUCAAAAUUGUAUUCAUUGCAAAACUUGCGAUAUUAAGGUUCCAACGCAAGAUAUAAACUGGACUGUUCCUGAAGGUGGUGGAGGUCCAAAAUAUUAUAUGACAUAA
Messenger RNA from Debaryomyces hansenii CBS767, 1956 nucleotides. Its product is annotated as putative electron-transferring-flavoprotein dehydrogenase. The transcript has a single exon. Gene Ontology annotation, molecular function: iron-sulfur cluster binding; electron-transferring-flavoprotein dehydrogenase activity. Lineage: Eukaryota; Fungi; Ascomycota; Pichiomycetes; Serinales; Debaryomycetaceae. Bases 1 to 1956 code for a protein of 651 amino acids. Gene Ontology annotation, biological process: electron transport chain. Gene Ontology annotation, cellular component: mitochondrial inner membrane. The record is from RefSeq and is a predicted model, not a curated record.